Sphaeroforma arctica JP610 is the source of this 2283-nucleotide messenger RNA. RefSeq lists its product as hypothetical. The record is from RefSeq and is a predicted model, not a curated record. The transcript has 6 exons. Lineage: Eukaryota; Ichthyosporea; Ichthyophonida. The coding region runs from base 1 to 2283 and encodes 760 amino acids.
AUGGUUCAAAGUUUCUAUUCUACUGAAUCCAACACCAAGGACGCCACUGGGUCUAACACUAAGCGGCGCUGCACAAAACCAGUGCAAAUCGCAAUUGUCGUUACUGCUGUGCUACUGAUUGCUGGUAUUAUCAUAGGAGCGUUAGCAGCUACCGGCACGUUCUCAAGUUCAUCUUCUAGUGCUUCCGCACAGGGGUCUGUACAAUCUGAAGCACCCACAACCAGUCUGCCACAGAGCACCGAGCCUAUUUCAUUCACCGAAGUGACUCCACCAUUACCGAGUGCCACUUCCCCUUUGCCUACGCCGCCUUCAGAAUCAGAAAUUGCUCAGAUGAAGCCGCGAAUUGAGGUCCUGGAGAAUCUGACAGUGUCUUGGGCGGAGUGGAGGGCCCAAUGCGGCGAUGGAGUAUGUGGAGAGGGUGAGUGGUGCAGAACAUGUCCGCAGGACUGCCCAUGCACCGCGAUACCUGGAAAUGGUGUGUGCGAGGACGGAGAGAACGGAGUGACAGAUCCAGACGAUUGUCUCAAAAUGAAUAGCGUGUGCGGGAACGGUAUAUGCGAGGACUGGAGUAGUAUGGGGUACCACAACUUCUAUGAGUCACCAUACAACUGCCCUAUCGAUUGCCCGCUUGAAGAGGAGUGUGGUAACGGGAUUUGCGAAUCUACAGAAAGUUGUUUCAGAUGCUCAGUGGAUUGCGGUGUUUGCGCGCCCACGUGCGGCGAUGGUGAGUGCAAUGAGUCAGUCGGAGAGACCUGUACAACAUGCAAACGCGACUGUGGCUUGUGUGAAGCAAUCAGCAACGACAACAUCUGCGCAUGGCCAAAAGAAACCAGCGGGACGACACCAUCAGAUUGCAUCCCUGCAAACAUUCAGAAUAGCGUUGUGAUGCCCUUUGGCGUGAUAUAUGCGACACUAGGCGAGACUUCUCCCGAACAGGUUCCAUACGAAGAUAGUGAUUGUGAUAGCACCGAAACUUAUUUACCUAAUGGGUGGAAAAUAGCUGACAACAAUCAACAUAGCAAGGAGGUGGCCGCAGCUUAUCCUUUCGCAACACCCUGUGUUGUCCUUAGUGACGGUACAGUGCUAACGACAAAAGGGAGCAACGCGACAUAUUGUCAUCCAGUCCCACUCGUGAUCACGACUCACAGCGAUCGUAGGGUUUCAGUGCAGUUUCUUACAGAACUCUGUCCGGCAAGAAUCUUAAUUGAGCAGAUUGACAGCGUGCUGAGAGCACCGGGAUUCACUGCUAAAGCAUGUCCGGCAAAUUGUAAUGGUCAUGGAUCGUGCGACCCAAUCAAUGGAAAGUGUACCUGCGAUAGUCGUUAUACCGGAACCGAAUGUGGCCGUAUAAUGGGCGACAUAUCUAUCCCGGCGAACCUUGAAAAUGUAGAGAGGUUCAGGCCCCAAAAAGGAAUCAGAUGGCAGUGGCAACUGCAGGAUACAAUCGACGAGUCUCAUGAUGUCCCACUAUACGAUGUCGAUAUCGACACGCCAGCUAGCACAAUUGCUUCUCUCCAUGCGGCAGGGCGUAAAGUGAUGUGUUAUUUUUCAGCUGGAAGUUAUGAAGAUUGGCGAAUGGAUCGAGCCCUAUUUCCUGAAUUCAUAAAAGGCGGGCCUCUUAUGUUUGGAGAGGGCGACGUAUUUACUGAUGAGGCAUGGUUGGAUAUACGCCGGAUUGAUAUUAUCGCGCCGAUUAUGAUGGAUCGUUUAGACGCUGCAAAGGCAAAAGGAUGCGACGCUUUGGAAUUCGAUAACCCAGACGUUAUAAUUCACGAGCAUGGACUAGAGGGCAAUAUUGAUCUGACUCUGCAAUUGCAAUUUGAUAUAUGGGGUGUUAGACAGGCACAUGCACGAGGCAUGUCCGUGGCACUAAAGAAUUCGAAUGAGUUUGCAUUCCUCCUAAGUGACACUUACGAUAUGGUGGUAAAUGAAGAAGCCUUCAUCAAUGGAAAUAUUGAUAAUUACUGGCCCUUUCUCCACAGGAAUAAACCAGUGCUGAACACCGAGUAUUUUACAUCGAGGUGCUUUUAUUGUGCCACUGCUAAAGCAAUGGGCGUAUCAACUAUUAAGAAGAGACCGGAUCUCGACAGUUGCAUGGUAGAUUGCACGAUGGAUAUACCCUUGAGUGUUACAUCUGUUUGUGAUGAUAUUGGAUUCCACACAGCAGGUAAAGCUAAAUUUCCAGCAAAUGCGGAUGGUUGGUGCCCAAUGACAGAAAAUACGGACAUCGCAGAGUGUGCAAAUACCCGAUUUGGGGAAUGCGAGCCAUCUUAUGGGUACUAG